GCGCGGCAGCGUGAGAUGCGCCAAGCAGCUGAUCUUGCGGUUUCGCUCAAGCAGGAGCAAGUACACCGCACCACCCUCGAGGUGGAGCUUGUAAACCAGCGCAGCCGCAUGGAGGAGUUGCAGCAAGAGCUCGUGCGCCUGCGGACUGCGAGUUCACAGCAGGUGCAUGCUGCUGAGCUCGAGCUGCAAAAGCUCAAGGCGGAGGUCGACCGGCGUCCGCCCUCCGUCAGGAGUGCACCAAGGUCGGCAAGAGCGGAAAGUGAGGCGAGCGUCAUCUCGACAGCUCGGAAGUCCUACUACGGAGCGGAGGAGAGCACCGUAUCUUUGCACCUGGCCCUUCACCAG
Symbiodinium necroappetens is the source of this 345-nucleotide messenger RNA. The record is from the annotation of a GenBank genome assembly. NCBI's taxonomy places the organism in Eukaryota, Dinophyceae, Suessiales, Symbiodiniaceae.